AUGGACUCCAUUGAAGAAUCCAAGGUACUAAAUGCAAUUAAAACAAAAUUACCACCGUGCUGCUUAAGAAUAUUCAGAAAUGAAGUAAUCCUCGUUGGAACAUACGACCUGGACAAGUCUACAGGUCGCAGAUCCGGAUCAUUGGAUGCGUUCACAAUGGAUCUCAAACCUUUGUUUUCUUACAAUACCUAUGGGGCUAUUCUAGACAUGAAGUUAUCUCCCUUCGAUGAUACAUUAAUAUGUACGGCACAUUCAACAGGAAACAUCAUGUUAUGGAGGAUUAUUUGCGCAAAAAAUGACGAGAUUGAGACGGAGAAACUAGAUAUCUCUGAACUUACGAAUUUACAACUCUUUGAUGGAGAAGUACUCAUUACUUCAUGUCAUUUCUCCCCACUUGCCUCUGAGAAACUAGUUGUGACGAAUACAAUCGGUGAGACAGCUACCAUUGAUAUAGAAACACUGGAGAUUCAGUUUACAGCAUCAACCGUCCAGCAAGGAUAUUCAAAGCUAGAUAAAAUAGAGUAUGCAGUUCAAGGUGCAACGCAGAAAGUGAUUCAGGCUGAGCCGGAACAAUUUCUGAAAUCACAUGAGUUAGAGUGUUGGACUGCAGAAAUUGGCUGUCUACAGCCAUUUCAAGAUGUCGUGUUUACUGGAGGUGACGAUUCCACAAUUGUGGCCCACGAUUUGCGCUCUAAAGAGUUUGUUUGGAGUAAUAGUCGUAUUCACGAGGCCGGUGUUAUUGGCAUCAAGUGCAGUCAACCUAGUUUUCGAAAUGACAAGCCAACGUCGAUAAUUACAGGAUCCUAUGAUGAUAAAAUUCGUUCACUGGAUUUACGAAUGUUGGGUGACUCUAUUUUUCCUGGCGAGAACGUGCCGGUGAUCAAUAAGUUGGAGUGUAACCUUAGCGGCGGCGUUUGGAGAUUUAUUGAGCAACCUACUGAAUUUAGCAACCCUAUUCAUGAUGGCUCUGAUAGACUUCUAGUUUGCUGUAUGUACGACGGUGCCAAGGUGGUAACGAUGAAUGAUAAUUCCGAUGAAUACUUCCAAAUUCAGCAUUAUCUAAAGAAGGGGCACAAUUCAAUGUGUUACGGUGGGGACUGGUCAAACUCCUUGAUCGCAACGUGCUCAUUCUAUGAUAAUUCUCUCCAAACAUGGACUGUAUAG
Messenger RNA from Saccharomyces kudriavzevii IFO 1802, 1164 nucleotides. It is a transcript of the gene RRT2, whose product is annotated as diphthamide synthase. Bases 1 to 1164 code for a protein of 387 amino acids. The transcript has a single exon. NCBI's taxonomy places the organism in Eukaryota, Fungi, Ascomycota, Saccharomycetes, Saccharomycetales, Saccharomycetaceae. Gene Ontology annotation, molecular function: protein binding. The record is from RefSeq and is a predicted model, not a curated record.